Messenger RNA from Scleropages formosus (Asian bonytongue), 1948 nucleotides. RefSeq names its product PRKCSH beta subunit of glucosidase II (gene prkcsh). Gene Ontology annotation, biological process: N-glycan processing; liver development. NCBI's taxonomy places the organism in Eukaryota, Metazoa, Chordata, Actinopteri, Osteoglossiformes, Osteoglossidae. The record is from RefSeq and is a predicted model, not a curated record. Gene Ontology annotation, cellular component: glucosidase II complex. Gene Ontology annotation, molecular function: calcium ion binding; protein binding. The transcript is spliced from 18 exons. The coding region runs from base 79 to 1737 and encodes 552 amino acids.
UCGACGGCUACAGCGGGCGGGUUUCCUGUGAAGAAGCAAAGUCUUCUCAAGCACCACGGUUCAGAGGAGUCUGACUGGAUGUAUCUCUUGCAAACUGGAAUGCAGCACAACGUGAACUGGUUGCAGGCUCUGCUUGUCCUAAGCCUAAGUGUGACCCUAGGGUGGACCGUGGAGGUUCAGCGACCUCGUGGGGUCCCACUGACAAAGCGGCAGUUCUAUGACGAGGCAAAGCCGUUCACCUGCCUGGAUGGGUCACGCACCAUUCCGUUUGACCGCGUCAAUGACGACUACUGUGACUGCAAGGACGGCUCUGAUGAACCAGGGACUGCGGCAUGCCCUAAUGGCAGCUUCCACUGCACCAAUGCUGGCUACCGGCCCACCUUCAUCCCCUCCUCUCGCAUCAAUGACGGGAUCUGCGACUGCUGUGAUGGCACCGAUGAGUACAACAGCGGUGCUUCCUGCCAGAAUACCUGCAAGGAGCUGGGUCGCAAGGAAAGGGAGGCUCUUCAGAAGUUAGCCGAGAUCACCAAAGAAGGCUUCCUGUUGAAGCAGCAGCUGAUCGAGGAGGCCAAGAAAGGGCAGCAGGAGAAGCAGAGCAGACUGUCUGAGCUCCAGGACAGUCGGAAGGGACAUGAAGACAAGGUGGAGGCACUCCGCACCGUGAAGGAAACAGCAGAACAGCCGGAGAAGGAAGCCAAAGAACGCCACCUCAAGGCUUGGGAGGAGCACAAGGCAGCACUCCGUCUGGAGAAAGAGAAGGCCAAGAUGGCUGAGGUGUUUCUUGAGUUGGAUGACAAUGCAGAUGGCUUCGUGGAUGUGUCUGAGCUGCAGACCCAUCAGGAGCUGGACCCAGAUGGAGAUGGCACUCUAACUGACACUGAGGCUCAGGGGUUGCUGGGAGGAGCGCAUAAAGUGGACUCUACUGAAUUCAUGAAUAUGUGGAGCAACAUGAAGGAAAAAUACGUGUCAGAGUCCCAGCCACCCACCCCCUCGUCGUAUGACAGCUCCCAUGAUGAGCAGAAGGAUUCUACUUCAGACAAAGACCAGGAGAGAGAUUUGGACAAAGACCCAGACAGUGUGUACCCUGAAGAUGACCUUGACGAAGAUGCUGCUGGCGAAGAUGAUGAGGAUGAUGAUGACGAUGAUGAUCGUGAUGACGAUGACGACAAGGUGCCACCUGCACCACAGCCCUCAGACCACAGUGACAGUCCUGAGGAGGUCAUGGCACCAUAUGAUGCUGAGACGCAGGCCUUGAUUGAUGCUGCACAAAAAGCUCGAGAUGAGUUUGAGGCAGCAGAGAGGUCUCUUCGGGAAGUGGAUGAUCAGAUCAAGGCUCUCGAGAAGGAAAUCUCUUUUGACUUUGGCCCCAGUUCUGAGUUUGCCUACCUCUACAGCCAGUGCUAUGAGCUCACCACCAAUGAGUACAUCUACAGAUUGUGUCCAUUCAACCGUGUGUCCCAGAAACCCAAAUAUGGGGGAUCAGAAACCAGUUUAGGGUCAUGGGGCUCCUGGUCAGGACCAGAGGACAAUAAAUACUCAGUGAUGAAAUAUGAACAUGGCAUGGGAUGCUGGCAGGGUCCAAAUAGGUCUACCACGGUGAAGCUCACCUGUGGGAAGGAGACUGCAGUGGUCUCUACUUCAGAACCAAGCCGUUGUGAGUACUUGAUGGAAUUCACCACACCGGCAGUGUGUUUGGAGCCACCAAACAUCGAUACUCAAGUGCAUGAUGAGUUCUAGAGCUGCUGCUGAGAGAACUGUACUAUAAUGGGACCAGACCCCCUCCUCCAUCUUACCACCUUCCAGUACUGCAGAUCUUCUCAAAUCCAGGAAAAGAGACUGCACUUGUGGUGAAUAGCAUCCCUUCUACUUCUCUGAUGUCUGCUGUUGUGUUGUGUAAACCUGUGCUUUUCCAAAUAAAGUGUUUCUCCUGUCCCAUGUUGGAGAGAUG